AUGUCCACAUUGACUAUCUCGUCUGCUGCUAAGGGCUCUGAUGUUGUGACCAUCACCACGGGUGAUGGUAAGACGCACGAGUACUUGAACUUCUGGCUCAGAGACAACUGUACGUGUCCACGCUGCUUCAGCGAGGCCACCUACCAACGUCUCGUUGACACUUACAAGAUCGCCGAGGACGUACACCCAGAUCAGGUGGCCACGACGGCCAACUCGUUGAAGAUCGUGUGGAACGAUGGUCACGUUUCCACCUUCUCCAGUGAGUGGCUACAGCUUCACACGAAGGAGUACACUGCGCCAUCGCCUAAGAAGGAGGAGCUGUACCCGGAGCGUGUGCUCUGGACCAGAGCGACCAUCGCCAACAACAAGCCAACGGUUCCUUAUGAGGCCGUGAUCAGCGGGGACCACAAGCAGCUCCUGGACAACAUCCACAGCUAUGGAUUCUCCUUCAUCCACGGAGUUCCAGUGACGGCAGAGGCCACUGAGGAGAUGUGCAACAAGUUCCUUCCUAUUAGACACACACACUAUGGUGGAUUCUGGGACUUCACCUCAGACCUGAGCAUGAAGGACACCGCGUACUCCGACAUUGAGAUCCCGAGCCACACUGACGGCACAUACUGGGAGUAUACGCCAUACCUCCAGUUGUUCCACCUGUUGUUCCAUGAUGGAACUGGCGGUGAAACAACUGUUGUUGACUCAUUCAAGUGCGCAAGGGAUUUCAAAGAGGAGUUCCCUGAGGAGUACAAGCUCUUGAGCGAAGUUGAGGUUGAGUGCCACUCCCUGGGAGAUGUUCAUCUCGUGCAACGUAAGCCUGUUCUCAUCCAUGACAAGAACGGAGAAUUGGUGCAGGUGUCCUGGAACAACUCUGACCGUUCUACAAACUAUCACUUGGACAAUGACACUUUGAAGAAGCUCUACUCUGCCUUGCGUAAGUGGAACACGGUGAUCAACAGACCUGAGAACGUGUUCUGGCAACAACUUGUUCCUGGUGAGAUCCUCAUCUUUGACAACUGGAGGGUGUUCCAUGCUAGAAUGGGCACCACAACAGGGAAGAGAAGAAUGUGUGGUGCGUACUUUGACAGAGACGAUUUCCUCUCGUCUCUGAGAAGAUUCAACGCCACUAGCGAGGAGGACCUGUACAAGCGUUCUACUUGA
Molecule: messenger RNA, 1155 nt
Organism: Williopsis jadinii
Lineage: Eukaryota; Fungi; Ascomycota; Saccharomycetes; Phaffomycetales; Wickerhamomycetaceae
Product: Trimethyllysine dioxygenase
Exons: 2
Coding region: 1-1155 (384 amino acids)
Biological process (GO): carnitine biosynthetic process
Cellular component (GO): mitochondrion
Molecular function (GO): iron ion binding; trimethyllysine dioxygenase activity
Source: RefSeq, a predicted model, not a curated record